AUGGAAGUCACAAAUCUGAUAAGAAACAUUAAUCAAUCAUCAAAAUCAAUAAAACAUGCAAAACUUAUUCACCAAAAAGUAAUAACUUCUGGAUUACAAACCAACAUUACAAUUUGCCAAAACUUAAUUAACCUCUUUUUUUCAUUUCCUCAAUUAAUCAAAUCUGCUACAAAUCUUGUUGUUUCUCAAAACACCACAUUACACAGCAUCACAUUAUGGAACACUUUAAUUUCAAAUUACACAAGAAAUUACAUGUUUUCUGAAUCACUUGAAGUCUUUAAAAACCUUAUGCAUUUUGGUUUCUUGAGACCUGAUAGUUAUACAUACCCAAGUGUUUUAAAAGCUUGUAGCGGAUUAAAGUUUGUAACUUUUGGUAAAAAUAUACAUACCCAUGUGGUAAAAAAUGGUUUUGAGAUGGAUAUUGUUGUUAUGACUUCUUUACUUGGAACAUAUGCGAAAUGCGGGGAUUUUAGGUUAGCAUUGAAAGUGUUUGACGAAAUGCCUGAAAGAGAUGUGGCUUGUUGGAAUACUGUUAUUUCUUGUUAUCAUCAAGAUGGGCAGUUUGAAAAAGUGUUGGACUUGUUUGGGAAGAUGAAGAAGGAUUAUGGGUUUGAACCGAGUUCUGUGACAUUUACCACAGUGAUAUCGGCUUGUGCUAAGCUUAUGAAUGCUGAUAAAGGAAAGGAAGUUCAUGAGGAGGCAGUGAGAAAUGGCUUCGCGACGGAUGGGUUUGUUCAAGCUGCUUUGGUUGAUUUGUAUGGGAAAUGUGGUUGUUUGGAAAUGGCUGUACAAGUUUUCGAGGAAAUCGAGUUCAAGAGUCUAGUUUCUUGGAACUCUAUGAUUUCAGGAUAUAGUUUAAAAGGGGAUAGUAAAUCUUGUAUUAAACUUUUGUCAAGAAUGAAUUUAACACAAACAAAACCGAAUUGUACUAGUUUAAGUAGUUCAUUAAUGGCGUGUUCUAAAUCAGCCAACUUAAAAUAUGGCAAGUUCAUCCAUGGGUACAUAAUAAGAAACAACAUAAAAGCCGAUACCUUUAUUUACACCUCCCUGGUAGACAUGUACCUCAAAUGUGGGAAUGCUUUAUCGGCUGAAUUCAUCUUCAAGAAUAGUAUGCGUGACAGUACGAAUGUUGUAGAAUGGAACUUAAUGAUUUCUGGGUAUGUAACAGUAGGCUCAUAUCUUGAUGCUUUUGAUGUAUAUAAUGACAUGAAUUCAGCCAAAGUAGAACCUGAUGCCAUUACGUUUACUAGCAUCUUGGCAGCGUGUUCACAACUUGGAACACUAGAAAGGGGUAAGGAGAUUCAUAAAGAUAUUGUUGCAGGCAACUUUCAAUCAGAUGAGAUACUUAUGGGGGCUCUUUUGGACAUGUACACUAAAUGCGGUGCGUUGGAUGAAGCUGAACUUGUUUUUAGUAGAUUACCCAAAAGAGAUCUAAUUUCUUGGACUAGUAUGAUAGCAGCUUAUGGAGCACACGGGCAAGCUUCUGAAGCAUUAAAACUCUUCCGAGAAAUGAAGAAGAUGAACAUAAAACCAGAUAGAGUUGUGUUUCUAGCAGUGAUUUCUACAUGCAGUCAUGCAGGAUUAGUUAACGAAGGGUGUUAUUAUUUCAAUCAAAUGGUUAAUGAUUAUGGGAUCGAACCAAAAGUUGCAGAUUACUCGUGCCUGGUGGACCUACUUGGUCGUGCUGGAAGAUUAAACGACGCUUAUGCUAUCCUGCAGAAAAAUGCAAGCAUCAGAGAGGAUCUUGAGCUUUUGAGCACAUUGUUUUCUGCAUGCCAUUUACAUGAAAAAUAUGAAUUGGGUGAGGAAAUCGGGAGUUUGCUCAUCAAUAAGGAUCCCGAUGAUCCGUCAACGUACAUUGUGUUGGCUAAAAUGUAUGCUUCGAUGAAGAAACGGGAUGAAGAGAGAAAGGUGAGGUUGAAGAUGAAAGAGCUUGGGUUGAAAAAGAAUCCUGGGUGUGCUUGGAUUGAAAUUGAUAAAAAGAUUGAACCUUUCUUUGUCGAAGACCAAUCGAUACCACUAGCGGGUAUGGUGUAUGACUGUUUAUCAAUUCUUUAUUGUCAUACGAACAAGGAUCAACUAUUGUUUCAGAACAAUUUGUCAAACAUGUAAGACUCUGAGAUUUAUUGUUAGUCGCCAGGAAAGAUUAAUGUGGCAUACCGGCAUUGUCAUUUCGCAGUUGAAUUAUAAUUUGACCCGGUUGGGUUAUAUACUUAUAUAUUAUAUUAUGAGAUCAUAGAAGUUGGAUUUUUA
Erigeron canadensis is the source of this 2253-nucleotide messenger RNA. RefSeq names its product pentatricopeptide repeat-containing protein At5g27110. The record is from RefSeq and is a predicted model, not a curated record. The transcript has a single exon. Gene Ontology annotation, molecular function: protein binding; RNA binding. Gene Ontology annotation, cellular component: intracellular membrane-bounded organelle. NCBI's taxonomy places the organism in Eukaryota, Viridiplantae, Streptophyta, Magnoliopsida, Asterales, Asteraceae. Gene Ontology annotation, biological process: RNA modification. The coding region runs from base 1 to 2112 and encodes 703 amino acids.